This is a messenger RNA of Hemicordylus capensis (graceful crag lizard), 1721 nucleotides long. RefSeq names its product transcription factor B1, mitochondrial (gene TFB1M). Gene Ontology annotation, cellular component: mitochondrial matrix. The transcript is spliced from 8 exons. Gene Ontology annotation, molecular function: rRNA (adenine-N6,N6-)-dimethyltransferase activity; mitochondrial transcription factor activity. NCBI's taxonomy places the organism in Eukaryota, Metazoa, Chordata, Lepidosauria, Squamata, Cordylidae. The record is from RefSeq and is a predicted model, not a curated record. Bases 526 to 1599 code for a protein of 357 amino acids. Gene Ontology annotation, biological process: rRNA methylation; transcription initiation at mitochondrial promoter.
GAAGACUCUGGGCGUCCCGUGGCUCGUUUUGUCCGUCAAGCCCCCCCGCCCUGCCCGGAGGAACCCCCACACUCCGCUUCCUGUUCCCACUUCCCUCUCGUCCUCCUGUCCCAGCGCCGUAGUCAGGCUUGGCUUAAUACCAGCCGAACAGAUGAAACUCCCCGGGGCUGCGCCUAUCCGGUCCUCCGCUUCUCCGUGUCAGUCAGGCUCCCUCGCGUCGCGUUGCCUUUAACUGCAGCUUGAUCUCGGGCCACGAGCAGCCCUUCGAGGUUCAGUCAGUGCUUCCAGGCUGUGGAGGGCGUCACGCCCUGCUGCCCACGCUGUUGAAGACACCACCCGUUGGACGUCUCUCUCCCAGCCUCUCACCCUUUGCUCCCUGGCUGCUGCUAGUCAAAGGCCAGGCAGCUCCGCGCCUCUGGAUUCUGUGGGGCAAGCUGGAGCUGCCCUUUUAGCGCCGCAGCGCCUAAUGCUUUUAUUGAAGCUGGCUUAAGUCAGGUCUUAAAUGGGAAAGAAACUUUGUGACCAAUGGCUGCCUCGAGACGAGUGACUACUUUCCGUCUACCACCUCUUCCAACAAUUGGAGAGAUUAUUAAAUUAUUUAAGCUUAGAGCUGAAAAACAGCUGUCCCAGAAUUUUCUUCUGGACCUGAGACUUUCAGAUAAAAUAGUGAGAAAUGCUGGCAACCUGAAAGGUGCCCAUGUAUGUGAGGUGGGCCCUGGGCCAGGAGGAAUCACAAGAUCCAUUCUGAAUUCUGGUGUGGCAGAACUCGUCUUAGUUGAGAAAGAUCCUCGGUUUAUUCCAGGGCUGCAGAUGCUCUCUGAGGCAGCUCCAGGAAAAGUUCGUAUUGUUCAUGGGGAUAUUUUGACAUAUAAACUUGAGAAAGUUUUUCCAAAACAUCUCAUGAAGAACUGGGAAGACGAUCCACCAGACAUACAUAUUAUUGGAAAUCUACCUUUCAGUGUUUCAACCCCUCUAAUAAUAAAGUGGCUUGAGAAUAUAUCCAAAAGAGAUGGGCCCUUUAGUUAUGGUAGGACACGGAUGACUCUGACCUUUCAAAAGGAAGUGGGAGAGAGACUGAUAGCUGCCACAGGAACCCGGCAACGUAGCAGACUUUCCAUUAUGUCUCAGUACUUGUGCACUGUUCACAAGUGUUUCAUGAUUCCAGGCCAAGCUUUCAUCCCAAAGCCAGAGGUGGAUGUGGCUGUUGUUCACUUUACACCAUUGGUACAGCCAAAGAUAGAACAGCCAUUUAAGCUGGUGGAAAAAGUUGUUCGAAGUGUGUUUCAAUUCAGAAGGAAACACUGCCAUCAUGGUAUACGGAUCUUAUUUCCAGAAGCUGAACGUUUGGAAAAAGCAGAACAGAUGCUCAUGUUGGCAGAUGUUGAUCCAACUCUACGCCCAACUCAGCUUUCAAUUUUUCACUUUAAAUGCCUUUGUGAUGUCUUUAGGAAAAUGUGUGAUGAAGACCCAAAGCUUCUUGCAUACAACUUCAGAGAAGAAUUGAGAGAAGGCAGAGGAAGCAAAGCAACUUUAAAAGGACUAACAGCUUGCUCUAGCUACUCUUCUAAAUUACCAGGCAAUAACUCUGACACAGACUAGAUAUCAGAAUACAUAUUGUCAAAUUUUCCUGGACAAAUGUAUGUGUGAAACUUGCUGAAGCGUGAAUUGCAGUGUGAGCACAAUUUUUUCAAUGGGCCAAUACAGGAUUAAUUCAUAUUUAA